Symbiodinium sp. CCMP2592 is the source of this 2613-nucleotide messenger RNA. The record is from the annotation of a GenBank genome assembly. NCBI's taxonomy places the organism in Eukaryota, Dinophyceae, Suessiales, Symbiodiniaceae.
AUGAGCCGUCGAAAGGGCUCGUGGAAAUGUUGUGGGAAGAUGCUGCUGUUGUCCUUCCUUGCCUGGGGCAUCGCGGCUUGCACUGGGCCUUGGUGGUGGAAGAAAGGAAGGCCUCGCGCGGUACAUCGCAGCACGGCAGAGGUGGAGCUGUUGUCUCACCUGGCGGUGCUCGUGAUGCCGGAGAAACCCAUUCAGGAGCUCUUCCGGGACUUUCCGGUGGAGCCUUCAGAGACAUGGGGCUCACGCUGGCUCUGCCCGGAUCUGUCCACGUAUGGCGUGUUGAGAAAGGAAGGUGCUGCUUUGUUUGUGGAGUAUGAUGGGCACUACCGGCACUGUGACGAACAGGGCUGCAAAGCUGAUGCACGAAAAACGGAAGCUCUGCUGAGAUACGCGCCGGAGGGUUCGCGAGUACUGCGACUUGGCCACUCCGCCCGUGAGUUCGGAGGCUUGGAUGGCCGGUUGGAGGUGUUAGUGGAUGUUUGGCGCGCAGGCCACAAACCGUCGCUGUUGAAAGCUGUUGUCCAGACAGUGCAGGCCGUGUUGAGGGAGCUGAAAGACGAAAUGCUUCCGGAAGUUUACGAGCGACUACGACUCUUCGAAGCCGACGAAGGAAGCCAUGCCUUUCACAAGUCACACGAGUUUGUGUGCAAGGCUGUCCUCACCACCGACAAGGAGGCCAAGCGUGCAAACAUGCAGACGUUUCUUCAAGCAGAGCUACCUUCAGUGGAUACAGAACUUCUUGCUCGUAAAUUUCCGGCUAUAUGGGGUUGCAGCAUCAAGACCAGAAUGAAGCCCACAUUGGCGUGGCUUGAAGAUGUGGGCCUGAACCACGGGCGAGUGGCUAAAGUUAUUGCGAUGUUUCCUUCUGUGUUGGGCCUCAGCAUCGACGGGAAUAUGAAACCUACUGUUGCGUGGCUUGAAGAUGUGGGACUGAGCCAACCGCAAGCCAAUCUUAAACCUACCGUUGCGUGGUUUGAAGAUGUGGGACUGAGCCAACCGCAAGUGGCCAAAGUCAUAGCUGCUAAGCCUCAAGUUUUGGGCCUCAGCAUCGAGGCCAAUCUUAAACCUACCGUUGCGUGGUUUGAAGAUGUGGGACUGAGCCAACCGCAAGUGGCCAAAGUCAUAGCUGCUAAGCCUCAAGUUUUGGGCCUCAGCAUCGAGGCCAAUCUUAAACCUACCGUUGCGUGGUUUGAAGAUGUGGGACUGAGCCAACCGCAAGUGGCCAAAGUCAUAGCUGCUAAGCCUCAAGUUUUGGGCCUCAGCAUCGAGGCCAAUCUUAAACCUACCGUUGCGUGGUUUGAAGAUGUGGGACUGAGCCAACCGCAAGUGGCCAAAGUCAUAGCUGUAAUGCCUUCAGUCUUGGGCCUCAGCAUCGAGGCGAAUCUUAAACCUACUGUCGCGUGGCUUGAAGUUGUGGGACUGAGCCAACCGCAAGUGGCCAAAGUCAUAGCUGCAAUGCCUCAAGUUUUGGGCCUCAGCAUCGAGGCGAAUCUGAAACCUACCGUUGCGUGGCUUGAAGAUGUGGGACUGAGCCAACCGCAAGUGGCUAAAGUCGUAGCUGCAAGCCCUGCAGUUUUGGGCCUCAGCAUCGAGGCGAAUCUGAAACCUACCGUUGCGUGGCUUGAAGAUGUGGGACUGAGCCAACCGAAAGUGGCUAAAGUCAUAGCUGCAAUGCCUCAAGUUUUGGGAUGCAGCAUCGAGGCCAAUCUUAAGCCUACCGUCGCGUGGCUUCAAGAUGUGGGACUGAGCCAACCGCAAGUGGCUAGAGUGAUUGCAGCGUUUCCCAUGCUCCUUGGCUACAGUGUCCGGGGCAACUUGUGGCCCAAGCUGCGGUUUCUGCAAGAUUCCUUCUCAUCUAGCGAGGUUUGUGCCAUGAUUGUAUACCACCCUCCGAUGCUCGGCUACAGCUUCGCUCGUUUGCGUCAUCGUUUGCAUGUUCUACAAAGGAAUAGCUGCUCCAGGAAGCUUGCCAAAGUCAUGUCAUUGACGGACACGCACUUUGAGCGGCGGAGUCGGAAUGAUUGGGGCAAAGGCAAAGCCAUCGCCCCGGCCAUGAUCACGACGGAGAACGCUCCCGUCUGCCCGCCGGAGCAGAGGGAGCUGCCGGGGCCGCGAAGCGGCUUUGGAGCCGGGCUCAACCGUCACGAGGAGAAUCACGACCAGCGCUUCUUCAGCACCACCAGCGAAGAGUUCUACGGCCAGGGCAGCCGCAAGAAGGAGAAGGUGGAUGCAGCAGCAGUGCCGCAUUCGGCAGGGCUGGGCACGGAGCACGAGGAGGGCCGAGUGAGGGGCAUGAAAGUCGGUGUCCUCUGCGGCGAGGCCUACAAUGACGCCAACAAUCCAGCCUCCAAUACCCGGACUCAGCGUUCCUGGUUGUACCAGCAUGACCCAUCGCUGAAGAAUCUCCACCACGGCGGUCGCAAGAAUGACCUGCCUGGUAAAGACAACGAGCUGUCCAUCCCCAUCGGACAGGGCGCGAUGGCAAAAGUCCGGGCAGACCUCAAGGCGCGGCAAGGUCGCUUAUACAGAGUAGCCACGCUCAUCACGAAGGGCAACCAUCACAGGCCUGGUGUUUCGAUCUUCCAAGACGACGUUCUUGGGGUCACCUGUUGA